Messenger RNA from Penaeus chinensis, 1132 nucleotides. RefSeq lists its product as uncharacterized. Lineage: Eukaryota; Metazoa; Arthropoda; Malacostraca; Decapoda; Penaeidae. The record is from RefSeq and is a predicted model, not a curated record. Bases 281 to 1132 code for a protein of 283 amino acids. The transcript has 4 exons.
CGCGCCUCGCUGUCGGUCUGUGUUCGGGGUGAAGUGACUCGGGUCGGACGAGCGCGCGGCACCCGAUGGUAGCAGGUGACUUCCUUCUGCGGCGAGAGGUGGACGGGACCAGGAAUUGCAGAAUGCUGUAGUCUGUCCCAGGACUCGCGUGGAUGCCCUGGGUCUCGCGCGGAGGGACGCCCUUGCUCGAGCCGCCAGCCGCCGCGACCAUGUGAUCCGGGGAAGCGCUGUGCCAGGCCCUGCGCAUCGUGGAUGAGGAGGAGGCGCUCAGUGUCGGACGAUGCCGCGGGAGUUUCAGCAUCCGUGUCACAAGCUGUCGUGGAGGCUGGACGAGAACUAUGAGUCGGCGGAGGAAGUGGACUACAUCGAGGGCCCGGCGGUAGCCCAGCAGGGAAGCCCAGACGGCGCGACGCCCUGGCUCAGGACCGAGAGGGAACCCCUCUGCCGCAACGCCCAGACGCAGAGGCACCAUGGCUCCGCCGAGACGCAGCCCUUGGUCGAUCCGCGUCGGGCGGUGCUCCUGCCGGGCUACUGUCAGGACGACAUCCCCCUGUGGGACCACCCCGACCCGCCGGAGUUCGUCAACGGCGCCUCCACCGGGCACUUCCAGCCUUGCGACGACAUCCCCUGCAUCGUCGAGUCGGAGAACUCCCUGGGCUCGGACUCGAACCUCCGAGACGACCUCACGACGUACGCCACGACCAACGCCAGAGGAGGGGGAGGAUUCGACACGCUGGACGCCCCUCGAGGCUACAAGGCCCUGGCGCGGAGGUCCCUGGACUCCAUGCGGCCGUCGGUCACGCUCAGCAAGAUCAACGACUUCGUGCAGCGAGCCAAGUCGGAGGUGUUCGAGGGCGAGGACUCGACCCGAACCCGACUCCGACACCUGAUUCGGAACCACGGCUACAACGACGACACCCAAAGAUAUCAGCAAUGGGGAGUGGUCUUAGUGCAGGUGAAUGAAACAAAUCCUGGCUGCCCUGGUUUAUUAGGUUUAUUACUGAAGACAUGGUUAGCAGUCACACUAUAUUAUCGUGGAUAUUACCUCAUGGUAACUAGCAAGCACCAGGCUAUAGAAACCAGGAUUGGUCAACUCACCUUGCGUCAUAUAACUUCUUUCUCUUCCCCCUGA